This is a messenger RNA of Ipomoea triloba (trilobed morning glory), 1637 nucleotides long. Its product is annotated as probable pectate lyase P59. The transcript is spliced from 2 exons. Gene Ontology annotation, molecular function: pectate lyase activity. The coding region runs from base 161 to 1525 and encodes 454 amino acids. NCBI's taxonomy places the organism in Eukaryota, Viridiplantae, Streptophyta, Magnoliopsida, Solanales, Convolvulaceae. The record is from RefSeq and is a predicted model, not a curated record.
UAAAAUCCUCUGAUUGGGGUGAUCGACCUAAAACCUCUCCUAAGGAAAGAGUUGAGGGUCCAAUCCGCGACAGGGAGGGUUGAGCCCACCUAGCAGUAGCAGUAAAGGGUUCAACCUGAAGCAGUAAUAAAUAAGAAAUUGAUAUAUAAUCCCUACUAAGAUGGCCGGGUUUAAUAUCAAUUCUUUUUGCAUCUUGUUUGUUACUUUUGCCAUAAUAUUCCCCACCAUCUUGGGUCACAUUGCUGAGUUCGACGAGGUGUGGCAACAGCGUAAAAUAGAAGCCUGGGAGCACGCCCUCAGAACAUUCGAGCCCGAUCCUAAUAACGUUACUGCUGCAUUCAAUCACGAAGUUCACAGGACGUUGUUGGAUUCUGAAAAUGAAUUAGCCAAAAAGAACGAUAAUGUAUCAGACGACACAAGGAGGCAGCUAGGUACAAAGCAUAAGCAUUACCAUGGACCGUGUAAUGCCACAAACCCAAUCGACCGUUGCUGGCGUUGCCAAGCCAAUUGGGCUAACAACCGGAAGAGAUUGGCCGAUUGCGGAAUGGGGUUUGGGCGCAAAGCCAUAGGCGGCAAGCACGGCGGUUUCUACAUCGUUAAUGACAACUCUGAUAAUCCUAUGAAACCCAAACCUGGAACUCUCCGACAUGCGGUGAUCCAAAAGCAACCCUUGUGGAUAAUCUUUGGACGAAGCAUGAACAUCAGACUUAUCCAAGAGUUGAUGGUUACAAGCCACAAGACUAUCGAUGGGCGUGGGGCCCAAGUUCACAUCAGUGGUGGGGCCGGGAUCACCCUCCAAUUCGUGAAGAACGUCAUCAUCCAUGGCAUCCGUGUCCACGACAUCGUCGAAGGUAGCGGUGGCAUGGUCAGAGACUCGGUCGACCACUUUGGAUUGCGAACUAAGAGCGAUGGCGACGGUAUUUCCAUCUUUGGUUCUUCGGAUGUUUGGGUAGAUCACGUGUCCAUGAAGAACUGUUAUGACGGGCUUGUUGACGCCAUUGAAGCAUCCACCGGCGUCACUAUUUCAAACGGCCACUUCACCGACCACAACGAGGUAAUGUUGUUUGGUGCAAAUGAUUGGUCCCCAAAAGACAAAAUCAUGCAAAUCACCAUUGCUUUCAACCACUUCGGGAAGAGAUUGGUUCAAAGAAUGCCGAGGUGCCGAUUUGGAUAUAUCCAUGUGGUGAACAACGAUUACACACAUUGGAACAUGUACGCCAUUGGAGGUAGUGCGGACCCCACCAUCAUUAGUCAGGGUAACAGGUUCAUCGCUCCCCUAGACAUUCACAAAAGAGAAAUAACUCACAGAGCUGCGGGGACUCCACAACAAUGGAAGCAGUGGACAUGGAGAUCACAAGGAGAUAUAUACAUGAAUGGAGCUUUCUUUGUUCAGUCUGGGGAUCCAAAUUUCAUGUCAAAGCACAAUCAAUUGUAUGAUGGUGUAAAGACAUUUAAAGCGACGGAAGUGACUUGGCUUACUAGGUUCGCAGGGGCACUGAAUUGCAAGCCAGGAGCACCCUGUUAGAUUAUAUAUAUUGUUACAUUUUUAUUAUGUCGUCUCUUUGUUCCCCAAUUGGGAAAUUUUGUAAUUGCUCUUUUAUUCCAUGAAAGAGCAAUUCACUUUUGGGUUUGAUUAA